AAUAGACGCAUAUAUAAAGGACUCUUUUUUUUCCCAUACGUUUUUAUUUUUCUUUUAAUUUAUACUUAUUAAAAUGGCCUGUCCCUGUAGAAAAGAAGAUACAUGCUCCUGCACUAACUCUGGUGAAUGCAAGUGUGGCAACGAAUGUGCUUGUCAAAACUGCAAAGCCAAACAACACAACCAAUCUUGCUCUUGCAAAGGAUCUAACCAAGGUUGCAACUGUGGCUCUGAAUGCAAGUGCUAAAUAGCUCCUUUUUUCUGUAUUACCCCUCUUUCAUAUUUCAAAAUAAAAAUCAAACGUUGCAAAGUCACACACGCACCUAUAAAAAAAA
Molecule: messenger RNA, 332 nt
Organism: Gilbertella persicaria
Lineage: Eukaryota; Fungi; Mucoromycota; Mucoromycetes; Mucorales; Choanephoraceae
Product: putative metallothionein MT1P3
Exons: 4
Coding region: 74-244 (56 amino acids)
Source: RefSeq, a predicted model, not a curated record